Messenger RNA from Myotis daubentonii (Daubenton's bat), 3506 nucleotides. RefSeq names its product FTO alpha-ketoglutarate dependent dioxygenase (gene FTO). NCBI's taxonomy places the organism in Eukaryota, Metazoa, Chordata, Mammalia, Chiroptera, Vespertilionidae. The record is from RefSeq and is a predicted model, not a curated record. Gene Ontology annotation, biological process: regulation of multicellular organism growth; RNA repair; DNA alkylation repair. Gene Ontology annotation, molecular function: mRNA N6-methyladenosine dioxygenase activity; broad specificity oxidative DNA demethylase activity; ferrous iron binding.
UAGUAGCGGACGGGAGCAGGACGCCGAGAGAACUACACGCUGGAGGCGGGGUCCAGAGCGAGGGAAUGUACAAUCCUGGCGGUGGCGGAGAAGGUUGUAGCGGCAGCAUGAAGCGAACCCCGACUCCCGAGGAACGAGAACGCGAAGCUAAGGAAUCUCAUUGUAGAGCUCCUACUGGCUUUGACCCUGCAACAUCUGAAAAGGCAAGACGCGGACAGAAACUGAGGCUUUUCGAAGAGCUUGAAGACACGUGGCUUCCUUAUCUGACCCCCAAAGACGAUGAGUUCUAUCAGCAGUGGCAGCUGAAAUACCCCAAGCUCGUCCUGCGCGAAGCCGGCAGCGUGCCCGAGGAGCUGCACAGAGAGGUGCAGGCGGCCUUCGCCACGCUGCACAAGCACGGCUGCCUGGCCCGGGACCUGGUGAGGGUCCAAGGCAAAGACCUGCUCACCCCGGUCGCGCGCCUCCUCGUCGGCAACCCGGGCUGCACCUACAAGUACCUGAACACCCGGCUCUUCACGGUGCCCUGGCCCGUGCGGGGCUCCAACAUCACCUACCAUGAGGCAGAGGUCGCCACUGCCUGCCAGACCCUCCUCAGCCUCAACAGCUACCUGCAGCUGGAGACCGUCCAGGCCUGGGAGGAGCUGGUCGCCAAAGAGAGAGCGAACAUCGACGAGGUGCCCGUGUGCAUCGGUCCCGACUUCGGCCUGGGGAUUUUCGACGGGCCAGACGAAGCGGACAUCCGGAGCCGGUCUGCAUACAACGUGACCUUGCUGAACUUCAUGGAUCCCCAGAAAAUGCCCUACCUGAAGGAGGAGCCUUAUUUCGGCAUGGGGAAGAUGGCGGUGAGCUGGCACCACGACGAGAACCUGGUGGACAGGUCGGCGGUGGCCGUGUACAGUCACAGCUGCGAAGGCCCGGAAGAGGACAGCGAGGAGGACUCUCCCCUCGAAGGCAGAGAUCCUGACACCUGGCACGUUGGUUUCAAGAUCUCCUGGGACAUAGAGACACCGGGUUUGGCGAUACCCCUUCACCAGGGAGACUGCUAUUUUAUGCUCGAUGACCUCAAUGCCACCCACCAGCACUGCGUUUUGGCUGGCUUACCACCUCGGUUUAGUUCCACCCACCGAGUGGCAGAGUGCUCGACGGGGACCCUGGAUUACAUCUUGCAGCGCUGCCAGCUGGCUCUGCAGAAUGUCGGCGAUGUGACCGAUAGUGGGGGUGUCUCCCUGAAGUCCUUGGAGCCUGCAGUUUUGAAACAAGGAGAAGAAAUCCACAAUGAGGUGGAGUUCGAGUGGCUGAGACAGUUUUGGUUCCAAGGCAGUCGACCCCGGAAGUGCACCGACUGGUGGUGCCAGCCCAUGGCUCAACUGGAGGAGAUGUGGCGGAAGAUGGAAGGAGUGACAAAUGGGGUGCUUCAUGAAGUGCGAAGAGAGGGGGUCCCCGUGGGACAGAGGAAUGCCAUGGUGACCGCCAUCCUCGCCUCGCUCACCACGCGCCAGACGCUGCGGAGGGAGUGGCACGCCAGGUGCCAGUCCCGGAUCGCGCGCACCUUACCCGCCGACCAGAAGCCAGAGUGCCGGCCGUACUGGGAGAAGGAGGAUCCUGCCAUGCCCCUGCCCUUCGACCUCACGGACGUCGUCUCGGAACUCAGAGGCCUGCUCCUGGAGCCCACACCCUAGGAGGCGUGUGUGUGUCUCAGGGGAGGAGGGAAAGGCCGUUCUUGGCUCCUCUCCUCCAUCCCCGCCACGGGCAGUGUGGGUAGGCGCGGCCUUUAGAUGGUAGAACCCAGGUCCCAGCUAGAAACGGCUGGGCAGUGGGGCCCUGGGAUGUCCAGUGUUUGGAGAUGGCCCAGUGUGAUCACCCGAUUUGAUAUUAAACAGGACCUGCCCCCCCCUCCCCCCACGAUUGUCCCCACUUGGAUUUCUAAUGCGAGCCGUCCAGCUCCAAGGCCAAGGGAGCGGCCAGGGUGAGCCCAGCCUGUGCCAAGUCCCAACCUCCCUCCUUCCUCAGCCUCCACAGAGCAGCAAGGGCAGUGAGUAGCGCCGCCCGGGGGACCACAGGGCUUAGGAACGCCCCUCCGCAUUCCUCACCGCACUGCUCAGAGGCUGCGGGGUCCAGUGUGGCAGCCGCCAGCCACGCGUGGCUCCUUACAUUUAAAUCCGAAGUUCGUUGCAACCAAACAUUCAGUUCCUUGGGGGUGGGAGCCAUGUGGCGGGUGGGAGUGGCCACAUGUGGCUGCCGACUGCUGCCCUGGCCAGCGACCAAUCUUUUCCAAUCUUUUCUCUGGCCCCCCCACUUUGCGCAUAAUGACAGGUGGGGUUGAUGGCAUUGGAGCCUCAGAGAGACCAGGUUGAAACCUGGGCCCCGAUCACAACUCCCUCCACCAGCCUGGUGACCUGGGGCACGUUGCUGGGUCUCAGUUUCCUCAUCUGUGUAAUGGGCACACGGAAGGCACCCGCCCCCAAGGGGAAGUUCUUUCGCCACAGACAUCUUGGAACACUUUCUGACAUGUCGUUAAAUACCCCAUUCAAAGUAUUAGAGCUGUUAUGUACCAGGGAGCCGCCCCAUGGAGACGUGUGCCCCUCCCGUCCUCACUCCUUGCACCAGGUUUGUCUGGUGAUGCCGAGACCUGUCUGCUGCCUUUGGUGACCCCCAGACAUGGUGAGACGAGCUCGCCCCUCCCCCGGCCCGUGAUUCUCUCGGAACCGUGUGCAGGAUCGGAGGGCGAGGAGCGCUUAACCCAGUGGUUCUCACCUUGGCUGCACAUCAGAAUCACCUGGGAAUCUUUUUAAAAUCCUGACUUCUGGGCCUCAUCCUCCGGAAAUUCUGUUUCUUUGUUACUAUGAUGAGGCCCAGAAAUCAGGAUUUUAUGUGCAGCCAAGGUGGAGAACCACUGGCUUAGCUCAUCAGAGGCGCACCGGGCCCAGCCUCCCUGCCAUCAGAGCCUCGUCGCUGGUUCAACGCAUGCAUUCGUUCCCGGGCGCUCACCUCCACGGAAAGGUCACGCAGGCAAAGCGGCCAGGGUUUCCUCUCCGGAGACUGGGUGUCUCCGACCUCGGGGGAACCCCAGACGUCCCUGAGCCUCCCUGUCCCCAUCCAUUAGGGGAGCAGGAAGCCUGGUCCCUGGGACCCCCUCCACUCCCCAAGCCCUGCCUCGGGGUUUGCAGGGCCUGGCACAGAGGGGUUUUAUAUAGCCCCCCCCCCCCCCCCCGCCAGGGGCUGGUUCUCAGUUCUGUUUCACCAGGGCCGAUAUUUGAACACUCGGGAGAUUUCCUAUAACAUAAAAGCGUGUGCUGUCUCUUUAGGGUCCGGAAGAUCUGGCAGCCCGGGCGUGGCAGCGAGCUGGGUGUCUUCUGGCUCCGCGGGGGGCAUGAGCCCCCCAGUGCCCCGUGGCUCCCUGGCAUCAUGCAUUGUAAACCUGAGUUGCUCCUCCCCUCACGCCACUGCUCCCACACCUGCUUGCUUGCACCCCUGUAGGAGAAAUAAAUGUCGAGUGCUUACCCCAA